AAUCACUAUUGCCUCAGGAUCAAAAUGAACAAACGCCAAGCGUCAACGUCUUCUGUGCAAGACCCUGCUUCCGAUAAUCGUCCUCGCAAGCGAGUAUGUAAGGCAUGCGACCGAUGUAGGUCAAAGAAAGCCAAGUGCGAUGGGGAAAGCCCCUGUGGCCGCUGUACGCUGGACAAGACCAACUGUAACUAUGGAGAGAGGAAGUCGGGCCGUGAAAAAGUGUAUCCCAGCGGAUACGCCAAGAUGCUAGAAGAUCAGCAAAAAUGGCUAGUAUAUGCACUACAGAAACUAUAUCGGCAUAUAGCACGCGGUGAAGGGUGGCCUGGAGCACCUUUACGAUGCGAAGAUCAUGGCCAUCCGCUAACCCACGACAUACUCUGCCAUUUGGGAGUGCUUGGACAGCCAGAACGUCGUCUGUUAGAAAAUGAGUUGGAAAAUACACAGAAUACAGAGUACAGGACAAGUCCGGAGUCAGUCGAUACUACGUCUGAGACUGCGCAAACAAUACGUUUUCCAUCUAUCACAUCGGAAGAUUUUGUUGGACAGGAUUCACUAGCACUGCCAACUGCAAGUUUGCCACAGCAAAGUCCAAGUUUCAAAACCGAAUCAUCAAUGCCGCAAACGCCAGCCGGGUUAUUUACGCCGCAUAUAUCUAUGGAAGACGGGGGAAAUAUUCUGCCAUGGCAAGCAUCACAGCAUUGGCUAGAUAAUCCUUUUGACUUCAAUAGUACUGAUUUCCUAUCGGGUUUUGACUACAUGACUACGUCAUUUGAGGAUGCGUUUGCGCCAAGCGUACCCAAUAUCUAUGGGUUAUGAUUAUGUAUAUUUAGCUAGGACUUGUUACGGAGCGCACUUGAUAUAUUUCCGCCAAAUCACUUUAUUUGGACUAAUAGCAGCCCAAUGUUUAUACUUGUUCAGGUUUAGUGUUACUAUGUUUGACUUGGAUGAUGAAUGAGCAUAUGUUUUACAAUAAAA
Messenger RNA from Aspergillus caelatus, 975 nucleotides. Its product is annotated as Zn(II)2Cys6 transcription factor domain-containing protein. Gene Ontology annotation, molecular function: zinc ion binding; DNA-binding transcription factor activity, RNA polymerase II-specific. Bases 25 to 816 code for a protein of 263 amino acids. The transcript is spliced from 3 exons. NCBI's taxonomy places the organism in Eukaryota, Fungi, Ascomycota, Eurotiomycetes, Eurotiales, Aspergillaceae. The record is from RefSeq and is a predicted model, not a curated record. Gene Ontology annotation, biological process: regulation of DNA-templated transcription.